AUGUUGCUUUACAACAAGCAGAAGAAGAACCAGAACGCUAAAGGGAACAGGAUUCUUAUUAGCGUUACGGUUCUUGGUAGUGCCGGUCCGAUCCGGAUCGUUGCGUACGAGGAAGAUCUCGUUGCUUCUGUUAUCGACACUGCUCUUAAAAAUUACGCUCGUGAAGGUCGUCUUCCUCUUCUCGGAUCUGAUUUCAAUGAUUUUCUCCUCUAUUGUCCCAUGGUUGGACCUGAAGCUUUAAGCAAUUGGAACGCAAUUGGAUCGCUUGGUGCAAGGAAUUUUACUCUGUGUAGGAAACCAGAGAAGAAGAAUGUGGAAGAAGGUAAUGGAAGAUCUAAUUCCAACAUUAAUGGUGGAGGAAGAAAAGGAGGUAGCUUGAAAGCUUGGAUCAACAAGUCUUUCAGUCUCAAAGUCCAAAGCCAUUAA
Messenger RNA from Arabis nemorensis, 426 nucleotides. Lineage: Eukaryota; Viridiplantae; Streptophyta; Magnoliopsida; Brassicales; Brassicaceae. The record is from the annotation of a GenBank genome assembly.